Messenger RNA from Xylona heveae TC161, 930 nucleotides. RefSeq lists its product as hypothetical. The record is from RefSeq and is a predicted model, not a curated record. The coding region runs from base 1 to 930 and encodes 309 amino acids. The transcript is spliced from 3 exons. NCBI's taxonomy places the organism in Eukaryota, Fungi, Ascomycota, Xylonomycetes, Xylonales, Xylonaceae.
AUGGCCAUAGACACCUUGCUGUCCCGCCUGGGCGCUCAAUGGGAGGAUCCGGAUGAAGAGUCGUUCUUUCUCUUUUCGCAUCCGAUCCCGUCACAAAAUCUUGGAUUUGUCGAUCCAGAUGCAUCAAGCUUAGAACUUACUGUUGCUGGCCGAGAUCUCACAAUUCUUCAGUCGCCAACAAUUCUCUCAUCGAAUCGUAGUGGAGGAACAACCGGUGCAGUGGUGUGGAAAAUUUCCCCUUUGUUCGCCGACUGGAUUGCCUCUCCCCAGAAUAUAUUAUUCCAGACAUCACUUCUUGAUGCGAAAUCCAAUGUCCUGGAGUUAGGGUGCGGCAUCUCCGGCGUGGUCGGUCUGGCUCUUGCCCCCUUCAUUGGAACAUACGUUGCCACUGAUCAGGCUUACGUCCUCAAACUUCUCAAUCAGAAUAUUGAAGAGAAUACGGAAGCCUCAUCUCGCCCGACAAAAGCCCCUAAAAAGCGUCCCCAACCGAAGCCGUCGAAACACUCCGUUAGCCCAAGAGAUUCCAAGACACCUCAAAAGAAGGUCAAGACAAUGUCCUUGGACUGGGAGCUUGAUGAAUUCUCUGGACUAUCUGAAAUACUAGGUCAAUCAAAUCCUAACGCUCUUGACUCGGACCAGCGCACAGGUCUCGAUGCCGUUAUUGCCUGCGAUUGCAUCUACAAUGAAGCCCUUGUCGAGCCUUUGGUGCGUACUUGUGCUGAAGUCUGCAGCUUGAGGCAGGACGGCUCCACUCUUGCCCCCACACUAUGCAUUGUGGCACAACAGCUACGCUCACCUGACGUCUUUGAGGCAUGGGCAGCUUGCUUUGACCGCUAUUUCAAUGUUUGGCGCGUACCUGACGAACUGCUCACAGACGGUCUAAAAAUGGGUUCAGGAUAUGUAGUACAUCUGGGCAUCCUUAUAAGAUGA